This is a messenger RNA of Sabethes cyaneus, 1893 nucleotides long. Its product is annotated as putative fatty acyl-CoA reductase CG8306. NCBI's taxonomy places the organism in Eukaryota, Metazoa, Arthropoda, Insecta, Diptera, Culicidae. The transcript is spliced from 11 exons. The record is from RefSeq and is a predicted model, not a curated record. Gene Ontology annotation, molecular function: alcohol-forming very long-chain fatty acyl-CoA reductase (NADP+) activity. The coding region runs from base 250 to 1788 and encodes 512 amino acids. Gene Ontology annotation, biological process: long-chain fatty-acyl-CoA metabolic process. Gene Ontology annotation, cellular component: peroxisome.
UCACCGCUCGUUAUUACCGCGUCUUAGUUUACCCGUGAUCAUCAUCUGCCGAUCCAGCACUAAUACUUUCAACUGGAUAACUGAAUUUUGGAAUACGAGAGAAAGCGAAAAACCUGUUUUCAUGUUACAACUGUGUGCACAGUGCUCUUAGUUCGGUUUCAGAUGAAGAGGUCUAUUCGGUCCUAGUUUUAUUAAAAGACUGUAUUUGUUUUAUAAACCAUAAGGAAAAUAAGUUUGAUAGAUUCCACUAUGAAAGAAUCAAUUUCGUCUGUGAAAAGUUUUUAUAAAAAUAAAAACAUUUUUAUAACUGGUGGAACUGGUUUUCUAGGAAUUGCAAUUGUUGAAAAGAUUUUAAGAUCAUGCCCAGAUGUCGGAGGUAUCUACUUGCUAAUGAGACCAAAAAGAGGAAAGCAAAUUGUCGAAAGAUUGAAGGAACUUACAGAAAAUGCGAUAUUCGAAACGCUGUUACAACAAGCUUCUUCUGAAGUAUUUCGCAAGUUACAUGCUAUCGCCGGUGAUGUUGGAGAAGAGAAUUUAGGCUUGUCGCCAGACGAUAGAUUCACGCUUGUGACAACCAUUGAUGUGGUAUUCCAUUCUGCAGCAACAUUGGACUUUCAAGCUACGUUAAGACCCACCGUCCAAAUUAAUUUACUGGGUUCACGAAGGGUGAUGCAGCUUUGCAAGGAAAUGCAAAAACUAAAAUGUAUGGUACACGUUUCCAGUGCUUAUGUAAAUUCGUACCUGAAGGAGACAGACGAAAAACUUUACCCAGCGCCUGAAAACGCAGAAAAGAUAAUUGAUUUAGUGAACACGUUAAGUGAUGAAGCUCUAGACGAAUUAACUAACAGGCUAUUAAAGGAUCAUCCAAAUACCUAUACAUUUACUAAACACCUGGCAGAACAUGAAGUCAACAAGUGUGCGGAAUUAUUUCCUUGCGGUAUUGUCCGACCUAGCAUGAUCACUGGAGCGUGGAAAGAACCUGUGCCUGGAUGGACUAUUUCAAAGAACGGCCCACAAGGCUUUCUUAUGGGGGCAGCUAAGGGUGUAAUAAGACGGCUACCAGUGGGAACUGAGCUUAUAUACGAUUACAUUCCGGUGGAUACUGUUGUUAACCAAAUAUUAGUUACAGGAUGCUAUAUAUCUGACACCAGUUCCAAAGAAGUCGCCAUUUACCAUUGCACGUCAAGCACAUGUAAUCCCUUUCGAUGGAACUCAGUUAAGGACCAAGUCAAUGAAUACCUACAUAAAUACCCACUGAAGUCUGCUAUUUGGUACCCACAUUUGAAGUUUUUGUCAAGCUUAUGGUUGUACAAAAUUUCAGCUAUAUUUGUACAUUUUCUUCCAGCGUAUUUACUUGACUUCGUAUUAAAACUAUCAGGUGGCAGACCUAUGUUGGUGCGAUUACACACAAAUGUUUGGGAGUCUCUUAAUCGACUAGAAAAAUUCAUAUUCAGUGAAUGGAAAUUUAAUAAUAGGAACACGUUGGAGCUCAGCAAUCGUUUGUCUGAGGAGGAUGUGAAUGAUUUCAAUAUAAAUAUAACUACUUUGAAGUGGCCUGAAUAUUUCGUUGCUCUUGCACAAGGAGUGAGACGCUAUCUCAAUAACGAACAUCCCAAAUCAUUAGAGUCGGCUCGAAAAAAAGAUUUUGUACUUUACAUCGUACACGUGGCAUUUCAGUUGUUUCUAUACUUCAUGAUUUGGAUGUUUGCUUCUAGAAUUUUAAGUUUACCUCUUCUAAAUUGUAUUUUCAUAGUUCCUAUAGCGUAUUUUGUGUUACAAUUGUUCUAAGAUAAUGUUUUGUUAUUUGGAUUGGCGAAUCUUUAUGUGAAAUUAGAGUGACAAUUUGAAAUGAGUGGUGACAGGCAGCAAAAUAAAAAAAAAACUUGUGCGGGA